CACUCUAGUCUUUGAAUUUACUGACCUUUAUUCUAAUAUGAACAUUUCGGUUCCUAUUGGUACAGAGGUUGACUCUGUCUCUUUCUCAUUUUAUGAGCCUAGUGAAAUUAGAAAGAUUUCCGUCAAACAAGUUGUGAAUCCUGUUCUUUUUGACACUUUAGGUCACCCUACCAAAGGCGGUCUUUAUGAUCCCGCACUUGGUCCCUACCAAAAGUCCCAAAUUUGUGCAACAUGUUCUCAAAACCAUUUCAACUGUCCAGGUCAUUUCGGUCAUAUUGAGGUUCCUAUUCCUGCUUACAACCCCAUGUUUUUUGACAACCUUUAUGCUAUCUUACGUUCCAAGUGUGUCUACUGUCACCAUUUCCGUAUUUCCAGAGCUGUGAUGAAGAAACUUACAGCACAAAUGAAAUUGUUACAACACGGUUUGAUUCGUGAAUCGCAAGCAUUGGAUGAAGUCUAUUUCAACGGCAAAAAAGGUGGCAAGAAGGACGAAGAGAACUUGGAGGAUAAGAUGGAAGAGACCAGUCUUAUUUUAGCCAGUGCAGAGGAAUAUAUUGAAUAUAUCGACAAUUUUGUAAAGACUUCUUUGGCCGAUGAAGAAAGCCGUAAAUACGCUGCAAAGGAUUAUAAGGUCACUGUCAUUAAUGAUGUACGUAAAAAAGUGAUGGGUGAAUUCAUGAAAUUAUGUGUCCACACCAAGAAAUGUAUGAACUGUCAAGGCAUUUCUCCUCCUGUGCGUCGCGAUGGUGCUGCAAAGUUAUUUCAACUUGCUCUUUCAAAGAAGGAACAAGCUCAAAUGGAUCGUAUGAGAGAUAAUAUUGGCACUGUGAAUGAAAUUAAGGGUUUCAAUUCAGGUGGUCAACGUUACAUGACUCCUUAUGAAGUCCGUGAUCAUAUCCGUGAAUUGUUUGAAAAGGAAGGCGAGGCUACUACUUUGCUUUAUGGUGCUCGUGAUCCUCGCACCCCUUCUUUCAUCAAGAAGGCUUCUUAUCAUAUGUUCUUUGUUGAAACACUUGCUGUUGCCCCCACCCGUUUCCGUCCUCCUUCUGUUAUGGGUGAUAAGAUCUUUGAAUCCCCUCAAAAUGAACUUUUAUCUGCCAUCUUGAAGGGUAGUCAUAGUGUUCGUGACUUCUCCGAGGAACUUCAAAAGAUCGAAAUCGAAGAAGGUGUCGAUAAGACAAAGGUUGAUCGUACCCGUAAUAUGUUUGUUGAAUCUAUCAUCAACCUUCAACAUGCUGUCAACUCCUUCAUCGAUUCUACUAAAAAUCCCACACAAGUUGCCCAAGGUAAGACUGUACCUCCUGGUAUCCGUCAAGCCUUGGAAAAGAAGGAAGGUUUAUUCAGAAAGCAUAUGAUGGGUAAGCGUGUCAAUUACGCUGCUCGUUCCGUUAUUUCUCCUGAUCCAUUCAUUGAAACUUCUGAAAUCGGUAUUCCUCCCGUCUUUGCUACCAAGUUGACCUAUCCUGAACCUGUCACUGCUCAUAACAUCAAGGAAAUGAGACAAGCUGUUAUUAACGGUCCCAACAAGUGGCCCGGUGCCACUCAUGUUCAAAACGAAGAUCAAUCGAUUGAUGUUUUGGCUGAUCUCAGUAUUGAGUCCCGUAUUGCUCUUGCUAACUCUCUUUUAGCUCCUCAAUCUUCUCACACUGCUCAAACCGGUAACAACCCUUACCCCACCCGUACACAAACUAUUAACAAGAAGGUCUUGAGACAUCUCCGUAAUGGUGAUAUGCUCUUAUUGAAUCGUCAACCUACUCUUCAUAAGCCUUCCAUUAUGGCUCAUAAAGCUCGUAUUUUACCCGGAGAAAAGACCAUUCGUAUGCAUUAUGCAAACUGUAACACCUAUAACGCUGAUUUCGAUGGUGAUGAGAUGAAUAUCCAUUUCCCUCAAAACGAAAUUGCUCGUGCUGAAGCUGCUUUGAUUGCCAACACCGACAACCAAUACUUGGUCCCUACCUCUGGUGAUCCUCUUCGUGGUCUUAUUCAAGAUAGUGUUGAUUCCGGUGUAUGGAUGACUGCUCGUGAUACCUUCUUCACUAAGGAUGAAUAUCAUCAACUUUUAUACGGUUCUCUUCGCCCCGAAAUCGAUAACACUGGUGGCGGUAAGAUCCGAACUUUGCCUCCUACUAUUUUCAAGCCUCAACCUCUGUGGACUGGUAAGCAAGUUGUUUCUACCAUUCUCAAGAAUUUGACUUGGGGUAAAGCUCAACUCAACAUGACUUCCAAGUCCAAGGUUCCCCAUCAUUACUGGGGUCCCAACGCCGAAGACGAAGGAAAGGUUCUUUUUGUUGAAGGUGAUUUGAUGCACGGUAUUUUAGAUAAAUCUCAAUUCGGUGCUUCAUCUUUCGGUUUGGUUCACAACGUUUAUGAAAUUUACGGCCCUGAAUCUGCUGGUAUGCUUUUGAGUAUUUUAUGUCGUCUUUUCAUCAAAUUUAUCCAACAUCAUGGUUUCACUUGUCGUAUGGAUGAUUUGAUUUUGACCAAGGAGGGUAACAAAUGGCGUCGUGAUUUGCUUAACGGUGGUACCGAAUUAGGUACUGAAGCCCAUUUGGAGUUCCUCGGUUUAGCUGAAACUGCCAAGACUGCCACUAAGGAUGAUUUGGCUAAGGAAUUCAGCCUUCGUAUGAAUGAAGUCAUUCGUGAUGAUAACAAGCUUGCUGGUUUGGAUAAUGCCAUGAAGGCCAAGGUCAACAAAUUGACUUCUGCUAUUAACUCUACUUGUUUGCCUAAUGGUCUUGUUCGUCCUUUCCCCAAGAAUGACAUGCAAAUGAUGACUGUUUCCGGUGCCAAGGGUUCCAACGUCAAUGCUAACCAAAUUUCAUGUUUAUUGGGUCAACAAGAGUUGGAAGGUCGUCGUGUACCUUUGAUGGUUUCAGGUAGAUCUUUGCCUUCUUUCCGUCCCUUCGAUACCUCUGCUCGUGCUGGUGGUUUCAUUACCGGUCGUUUCUUGACUGGUAUUCGUCCCCAAGAAUACUAUUUCCAUUGUAUGGCUGGUCGUGAAGGUUUGAUUGAUACCGCUGUCAAGACAUCUCGUUCUGGUUACUUGCAACGUUGUUUGAUUAAACAUCUUGAAGGUUUGCGUGUCCAUUAUGAUCACACUGUUCGUGAUUCCGAUGGUUCCGUUUUACAAUUCCAUUAUGGUGAAGAUUCCUUGGAUGUUAUCAAGGCUAAGCAUAUUAACCAAUUCAGUUUCUCUGCCCAUAACUUUGAAGCCCUUUCUCAAAAAUAUAACCCCAAGGCUGCUUUAGAAUCCCUCGAGACCAAGAAGGGUGAAGAUUACGCCAAGAAGGCCUUGAAGAAGCCCAACAAGUAUGAUCCUGCAUUAUCUGUUUAUAACCCUGGUACUCAUCUUGGUGUUGUUUCCGAGCGUUUCGCAAUCGCCAUGAAGGAAUACAUGGAAAAGAACCCUGAUGACAUGCCUUUCGAAAAGGACGGUGAAGUUCCCAAGAACACUGCUCGUUACGCUGGUUUGACCAAGAGCAAGUUCAAGGCUUUAAUGAACCUUAAAUAUCUCCAUAGUUUGGUUGAAGCUGGUGAGGCUGUUGGUCUCUUGGCUGCUCAAUCUGUGGGUGAACCUUCUACUCAAAUGACAUUGAACACUUUCCAUUUUGCUGGUUAUGGUGCUGCUAACGUCACAUUGGGUAUCCCUCGUCUUCGUGAAAUUAUUAUGACUGCUGCCAAGAAGAUUAAGACACCUACCAUGUUGUUACCUCUUCGUGCUGAAACCAGCGCCAAAAAGGCUUCUCAAUUCUGUAAGUCUGCUGGUAAAUUGACUUUAGCUCAACUUGUCGAUGAUGUUUCUGUCAAUGAAAAGAUCACCGCCAAGAGCGCUGAAACCAACUAUUUGAGAUCUAAGACUUACUCUAUCCGUCUCAAUCUCUUCAAUGAGGACGAGUACAAUGAAGAAUAUCGUGUUUCUGCCAAGAGAGUCAAGGAGGUUUUAGCUACUACUUUCUUGAAGGAUUUGGAAGAAUUGAUUCGUAAGGAUAUCAAGGACACCAAGAAGGUCGAGGAUAUUGGAAAGGGUCACAAGAUUUCUGAAGUGAUGGAUGAUGAUGCUAACGAGAACCUUGGUGACGCCGCUGCCAAGGACGGUUAUGAUUCUGACGCUGCCAAUGAUGGUGAUGCCAAGGCUGCUCGUACAUCUGCUCAAAAUAAACAACAAGCUACUUAUGAAGAAGAUGAUGAGGAAGUUGUUGCUGAUGAGGUCGAUAAAUCUUUGGAGGACGAAGAAGCUGAAUUCGAAGAAUCUGUUUUGGCUGGUGAGGAUGAUGACGAGGAUGCUCCUAAGAGAGUCUCUACCAGAAGUGGAACUGUUGAACAAAACGCUGUCGAUAGAAGCAAAUACUGUAAGAACUUUGUCUUUGAUGAUAACAAUGGUUCUUGGUGUCAAAUCGAUUUGGUCUUCCCCUCUAAUACCAAGAAGAUCUUAUUGGUUGGUUUAAUCGAGGAGUCUUGUGCUCGUACUGUCGUUCAUGAAAUCAAGGGUAUCCAAACCUGUUUCGAGUAUGUCAACCCCACAGAAAACGAUACCUCUAAGCGUCUUCAAACCGAGGGUGUCAACUUAAGAGGCAUGUGGCCUUUCGCUGAUUUAAUUGAUGUCAACUAUAUUGAUACUAAUGACAUUGGUGCAAUUUUAAACACAUAUGGUGUCGAAGCCGCCAGAAACGCCAUUAUCAAGGAAGUGGGUGCCGUCUUUGGUGUUUAUGGUAUUAAGGUUGAUCGUCGUCAUUUGACCGUGAUUGCCGAUUACAUGACUUUCGAAGGUGGAUACAAGCCUUUCUCCCGUAUCGGUAUUGGAUCUAACGUCGCUCCUUUCCUCAAAAUGAGUUUCGAGUCCACUUGUAAAUUUUUGACUGAAGCAACUCUUCACGGUGAUUAUGAUACUUUAGACUCUCCUUCAUCACGUAUUGUCGUCGGUCGUGUCGUCGAAGGUGGUACCGGUUCUUUCGAUGUCCUCCAACCCCUUACCUCUGAAGCUUAAAAAACUUUCAUUUUUAAUUAUUCAUUCUCUCUAUUUUUUUUAUAUAAAUUCGCAAUCUCACAUUAUUACACACAACUAUAAACCAUUCGAAAAAAAAAUUGUUAAUAAACCAUGUAUAUCGCAUUCCAUAGACAUAUGCAAUACAAAAAAAA
Mucor mucedo is the source of this 5136-nucleotide messenger RNA. RefSeq lists its product as uncharacterized. Gene Ontology annotation, biological process: DNA-templated transcription. The transcript has 3 exons. NCBI's taxonomy places the organism in Eukaryota, Fungi, Mucoromycota, Mucoromycetes, Mucorales, Mucoraceae. Bases 38 to 4984 code for a protein of 1648 amino acids. Gene Ontology annotation, molecular function: DNA binding; DNA-directed RNA polymerase activity. Gene Ontology annotation, cellular component: RNA polymerase I complex. The record is from RefSeq and is a predicted model, not a curated record.